AUGAAUUGUAAUGGCGGCGAAAACGAAGGGCUUGAACUUUUUCACGGUUUUUUGGUUACAUCUUCUGCUUGCACCUUCGUUAUUAUUUUGCAAUGCAGUAAAGUUAGUGUGGGAUGAAAAUGGAUACAUACUGUAUUGUCCUUGCAUGGGUCGAUUUGGGAACCAGGCAGAUCACUUCUUGGGAUCAUUAGCCUUUGCAAAAAUGCUGAAUAGAACACUUGCAGUUCCGCCCUGGAUCGUUUACCGACAUCACGCGCCCCCCUAUACAAAUAUGCAUGUUCCCUACAGGGAGUUUUUUCAGUUGGAGGCUUUGGCUCAAUACCACCGGGUAGUGAGUCUGGAAGACUUCAUGGAACAACUAGCCCCCACUCACUGGCCUCAGGGAGUGAGGGUGGCCUACUGCUUUGAGACAGCUGCCCAUCGCAGUGCUGACAAGAAGACCUGUCCCAUGAAGGACGGAAAUCCUUUUGGUCCAUUUUGGGACCACUUGGGUGUGGAGUUUGACAGCUCUGUGCUCUUUGGAAGCAUAUCGUUCAGUGCCUACUAUCAGCCACACUGGAUAAAGAAGUUCCCCCCCUCUGAGCACCCUGUCCUGGCUCUCCCAGGGGCUCCGGCCCAGUUUCCUGUGCUGGAGGAGCAUGUUGGCCUGCAGCAGUACGUGGUGUGGGCAGAAGGGAUAGUGGAGCAAGGGGAGCAGUACAUCCAGGCUCUGUUGAUUAGGCCCUAUGUGGGCAUUCACCUGAGGAUCGGUUCUGACUGGCAAAACGCAUGUAAGCUGUUGCAGAACGGGGAGACGGGGCCUCACUUCAUGGCAUCUCCACAGUGCGUGGGUUACAACCGUCAAAACGCCCUGCCCCUCACAAUGACAAUGUGCCUACCGGACCUGGCGGAGAUCCGUCGAGCAGUGAAACUCUGGGUCAAGAAGACCAGUGCCCGCUCUGUCUACAUUGCUACUGAUUCUCAGUCCCACAGUGGUGAAAUCCAGAAGCUCUUUAAUGGCAAUGUGAAAGUAGUUAGCCUACAGCCAGAUACCGCACAAGUUGACCUGUACAUUCUGGGCCAGUCAAACCAUUUCAUCGGGAACUGUGCUUCCUCCUUUUCUGCUUUCGUCAAGAGAGAACGCGAUGUCAAUGGGCGACCCUCAUCGUUCUUUGGCAUGGACUACCCUGGGAAGAGGAAGGAUGAACUUUAAAGAUCUCGUUAUGGAGGUCUGAGCUGUGGAAUUGAGGAAACUGGUCAGUUUGUUUACAGACUAGUACCUGUAGACUGGAUAGGAGAAUAGCACUUGUAGAGGGGUAGGUUUACAAAGCACAUAUUCCAAGUUCAUCUGGGAUGUUUUAUUAUUAUUAUGAAACUUAGCUCAAAACUAGUAUGCAGAAGCAUUUUACGAUGUAAGCACCAAGUAUAUAUAUGCAGCCUGUAUGCUUACACAUCAAGAGGUUUCUAAUUUCCACAAUACAGUUGUGGCUAUAUAUGUUGCAAUUUGCAUACCGGUCAAGGUGAAGGGAGCUCAGGUCUCUUCAUUAAGUCAUACUGCCUGUGUAUAAUGUUGCCUGCUCAUGUGCUGUGAGGCCCACCCUUCCUGUGUAUGAUAUACAGUAAAGGGAACAUGGGAGGGGUGGGGUCAUAGGGGGAGCAGGAUCCUUCUUUUUUUUCCAGGAGCUGGAAACUGACACACGUUCAUGCACAGUAACCGAUCCUGGCAGAUACUAAUUAUAGGGGUGGUCCUGUCAGUCUUGCUUCUCCCUGCUACUGACUGGCUAAUGGUCUUUUGUAAAGAAUUACUUAACUGGUUAGUCGCUGCUGCUCUUCAGCAGGAUGAGCAUUUAUCAAGCCCUUUGCCAUACCUGCAGGCCAAACAUCAAAUGGCAUAAAAGCUUAAAACUAAAGUGACUAAACUGAGUGGCCAUUAUUGCUUACCAAUGCACAACUGCAACACUUUAUGCUGAUCAUUUCUUAAAUUCUUUUUCUGGAUUAUGUGGGGGGAAAGUAAGUUUUUCUUUAUGAAAAGAUUAUGAUUUCAACCUGGAAAAGGGUGGAGAUCCUGACACCCCCUACUCCCAUGAAAAAACUUUUCUUAUUUUUGGUGACUGCUUGCAUAAUGCAUAUCCAGAAAAUAAGACUCAAGACCAAGCAAUAUAACUGAAAUCCAGCUGCACUUGAGUCUGCUCUAGUUUUAAUUUAAACUUUUUCUUUAUUUCCAAUGAAACUCUUGGGUUUAACAGGAAAAACAUGCUUCUCACCAUUUCACAUCAUUGUUGGUAGGAUAUAAAGCUUGCGGCCACUGUAAACAUACUCCACUACUUUUAGCUUCUGAGCCACUAUUGCCCUCUGAUUUGCACCGUUGACAUUGUGCAACAUUUUGCUGGUCUGACUCGCCUCUAGUGUAUGGGGCUACAAACGUGCUUUGCUCAGGUUACAACAGUAUUGUGAUAUGAAUUUGUAACAACAUGAUCAGCUCACCGGGCUUGAAAUAAGACAUGUUGGAUUUAAAUAUUGAAUGACAUGUCAAUGGAGGUGGUUUGUUAAUAAACCAGAAAAAAGGGGCUUGUAAAAGCUUGUUUGCCUUCUUUCUCUCAUUGCCCUUUGCUUUGUUCUGUGUAUUUGUGCAAAAUCCUACAGUUCAGUGGUGCAAUUUACUGAGUGGUCUCAAAAGGUCUAUCUGCUUGGUAUGUUGAGGCAUAACCGAAGUUUAACCAGCUGCAGAUAAUGUAUGUGAUUAUUUUCAGUUGGUCGAAUAACAUGUUUAAUAAGUCGUCAGAACAAUCUUAAGUACCCUCCCCCUUGAUACAUGUGUGCAUUGUUUCAGACUGUUUUGAAGUGUGCUGAUUGGAAUCUUUGGGUGAUUUCUAGUAAAUGGUAAAACAGUAUUAAUUAAUUGUGCGGUUUACAUGUCAUUCCUUUCUAUUGCCUAUUCCAAAUGCAACUAUUUCUAUACGGUGCAUUUUUGACAUUGUUAUUGAGUAUUUCAUGAAAUUAAAAUGUGUGGGUUACUGAAUAUCAGGGGUGCACGACCAGGGCUGAUACGUUUCAGGAUUUUGUGCCAACUUCUUUUAAUUAGCUCAAUUAUAUCUUGACCUAACUUUGGAAUAAUCACCAACUACAACCACAGGCUGCAAGUGUAUCUUAGAUAUUUGACUGUGCUCUAGUACUGGAGUGUAUCAGUGUAGUUCAUAGAGCUGUCAGAAAAAUGUAACUAAGGUAACAGAUUGGAACAAAAGCAACACAGACUAACUCUCCAGGACUGGUGUUGUGCACCCCUGCUGUAUACUACCUUUGUGAACCUAUUUUGCAUAAUCAGAACCAAAUUAUUUUGAAUACUGGGAGAAAAAAAAUUAAAAAAAUUCGCAAAUU
This is a messenger RNA of Conger conger (European conger), 3354 nucleotides long. It is a transcript of the gene pofut1, whose product is annotated as protein O-fucosyltransferase 1. Gene Ontology annotation, molecular function: peptide-O-fucosyltransferase activity. The transcript is spliced from 7 exons. Bases 11 to 1192 code for a protein of 393 amino acids. Gene Ontology annotation, cellular component: endoplasmic reticulum. The record is from RefSeq and is a predicted model, not a curated record. Lineage: Eukaryota; Metazoa; Chordata; Actinopteri; Anguilliformes; Congridae. Gene Ontology annotation, biological process: protein O-linked glycosylation via fucose; regulation of Notch signaling pathway; Notch signaling pathway.